GAAAAGCCAGUGUCAGCUCGUGGAGUCCUAGAGUAGCCUCUAGAGAGCGCAAACAGCUGAGCAGGAGAUGCAGUCCAUACCAAUUCAACUUCAAGCUUCCUCAACUCCGCAUUCUCUUCCUCGGAACCUCCAUAAUUGUAGUCCGCCAUGAUGGCAGCAGUAUGAGCGGGGAUAGCCGUUGUACGGAUUUGCAGUUGAAAUUCCUAAGAAUCCGGGGGAAGAAUAAUCAAGAAAGGAGGAGAGAUCAACAAAAGCAACAAAACAACAACAAGAGACACGAUCCGACGACAAGAAGGGAGGAGGGGGGGAGAGUGGAGAAGAAGGAGUCAAAGUUGGUGAAUCCCGCAAGGAGGAAAGGCGACAAGCGUAAGUAGGCGAAGACGGAUGAACCUUGGACCUUUGCACUCCAGGCU
Molecule: messenger RNA, 413 nt
Organism: Aspergillus japonicus CBS 114.51
Lineage: Eukaryota; Fungi; Ascomycota; Eurotiomycetes; Eurotiales; Aspergillaceae
Exons: 1
Coding region: 162-374 (70 amino acids)
Source: RefSeq, a predicted model, not a curated record